Messenger RNA from Blepharisma stoltei, 411 nucleotides. The record is from the annotation of a GenBank genome assembly. Lineage: Eukaryota; Ciliophora; Heterotrichea; Heterotrichida; Blepharismidae.
AUGACCCAAAAUUUUGAAGAUAAAAACUCAGUUUUUUCUGGAAUGUUUUCGCUCCUUUGCAAUUUUUCAGGCUCUUCAACAAGCCUAAGCCUUCCAAAAAUUUUAUUUGAUGAAGAAAAUCAAACUGGAGAUACUGAACAUAGGAGAAGAGCCAAAAAGCUUAAGGAUAAAAGCAGCCUAAAGAGCUCUAGAAAGAGAAUUACUGCUUGUCCUCAUGUAAACAAACGACAUUAUGCUAAGAAUAUGUGCAAUAACUGCUACCACAGGGUAGGAAGGGAAAAGAAAGCAUGGGCAUGCCCUCAUGAAGAGCGCAAGCUAUAUGCCAAAGGAAUGUGCCAGUUUUGCUACUUACAAAGUUAUCAUAAAGCGAGGUCUUACAGCGUCAUCAAAAAUGAGAGUUUCAGUAUUUAA